UACUUGCUUGAUGCUUCGUGCAUCAGGUGCUUGGCUGGGCUGCGGGAACCAUGUACCCCAGGAAACAGGUCACCUUUCAGGAGCGAGGGUCGGGUUGGCAAGAUCUACAGGAGCCACCCAAGGCGAGCAGAGCGAGAAGGACACCAGGAUUUCAAACUCCGAAACUUCAUGAUACAGCUGGACUGGUGUGUCCACCGAUGGUAAAAGCACCUGAAACAAAGGAAUGGAAAGCUAAGGAGAAUCGUGGCAUGUUGCAGCAAUUGUCGCUCAGUCCACAGCUGAAAACGAUACACAUUCCCAGAUCAAUGGAGACAGCCCCUUUUCUGCAGCACCCAAGCUUAAAAACAGGGCAGAAGCGAUAUCUAUUUAGUAUUGCUAACAUCUACAGCACAGAUCAUAUGCGUAGGCUGAUGGAGAAGCAAUACUUAAAUAUGCUGCAGUGCCGCACAAAGCUUGGGUAUAUAACCUCACAUCAAUCUCAGAAAUACUCUAAUUAUAUCAGAAAGCAAUCCCAAAAAGAAACAUGGAGGCAAAAUAGCAGCAAGUUGUCUACAGCUCAGAGCUCAGUGAAAGAGUCACCACCCUUGCAACCCAGAAAACCAGUUUCUCUCCCUAUGUUGGGAGGUAGCAGUCAGAGACACUUACAUGGAAAAAGAAUACAAUAGGAUUCCAUGAAAAACUGUACAUAAACAAAGACUGACAAAGAACCAAAGUGCAAAAGAAGACAAACUGCAAAUAAAAAAUACUUAACUAGAGUUGUAAAGUGUCCUUGAAAAUGUGUCUGUAGGUUGUAAGAUUAAAUUGCACCUGUAAUGUUAAGAUAUUAAGGUGGUCCCUCAGAUUGACAGAACUUGCUUCUAUUACAGUUGGAUUCAAACAUGAUGCUCGUGGCCGAUGAGAGCCACUCAUUUUACAACAUCUGAGACAACAGGUGCUCCAGGUGGUAGUUUCCUGAGAGUGCCCUCCUUUCACUGUUUAUACUGGCUUCUCUGUGUAUGGAAGAUGUUCUCAGUAACAUCCUGUACUUUCUUUCUCCUGGAGUUUCCAGGAGUCUGUGGGCAAUUUUUUUCCUAGUGAGGUGAUUUUGAAUUGAUUCUUGGUAAUCACCUCCUGUGACAGCAAACGGAACAAUGUGCAUGUUUUGUGAGUCUGGUUUUAGAUGGGCAACAUGGCUUAUCCAUUCAAGCCAACAAUGCAAAUCACAGCUCGAUGCAGGUUCUCCCACUGAAUUUGGAGCAUUUUACAGCGGUAGUUAAUUUUAUAGUGCCAUAUUUGCUAAUCCAAGAAUCAAAAUCUCACAGGAGGGCAGACGUGCCUCAAUUUUUGUGCUGAGUUGAUGUCUUGAUCUCAGGUUCCAAAAGCAUAAUAGACACUAGAUCUUGUCAAGAUUCUAAUUUAUUGAGUUAGUUAGACCAAACUCUUUAAAAUGAGUGGAUUGCUGCACAACGCAUUACGCGAAUGCAAGGGCAUCUUUCAGUGUGAUAAAGUUCUAUGUGUUUCUGGUACUGUCAUCACAGAUCAUACCUAUAAAGGCUAGAGCAUUUUGCUUUUUCAGAGAUACACAAGAUAACGGUGUAACAGAAAAGAAGUUGCAUUGCUUCAAAGUUAUAGGUUGUAUUUUGGAGCUUCAGCCAUGGUUAAAGCAACUAAGAUCAGGUCCAAAUGAAAUUUGAAUAUGUAAAUAAUCACAGUGCAAAUGCAGUUAUGUGAAAAGGUAAAAAAACAGUCCAGAAUGGCAGCACUGCCUCAAUAGGUGAUGCAUGCUAGACAGAAGCAGAAAAUUCCCUGAAAUCUGCCACAUACAGUGAAGUAAUUUGCUUCAGUGUAUGUGGCAACCUGUCCAAAUGGCUGACAAAUCAACAUGCAUGCAUGCACACACACACACACACACACACACACACACACACACACAACAGUGCUAAUAUUUUCUUAACAAAUCAUGAGGCUGGUAAAAUAGGGCAUCUUCUUGAAGUCAGGUAACUCUUUUCUCCUGAAGAUAAUGAAGCUCCUAUAGUAUUCCUUAAACCAGUGUAGUAAUGUUCUAAAAAUAGUCUUCACAGAAAUUGUAUCCACUGCUCUACAAACUAACAUUAGUCAGAAAUUAAUCCAAGUUGUCAUUUCAUCCCAAGUUUUUAAAAAUCAGCAUACAAAUAUGCCUUAGUUAUUGCUUCCUUACCAGUACAAAACAGAAAAAAAUGGCUACCUGCUGAUACACGGAAGUAUCUUAAUACAGUACUUUUAAUUUGAAGUG
Hypanus sabinus (Atlantic stingray) is the source of this 2251-nucleotide messenger RNA. Its product is annotated as protein FAM216A. The record is from RefSeq and is a predicted model, not a curated record. Lineage: Eukaryota; Metazoa; Chordata; Chondrichthyes; Myliobatiformes; Dasyatidae. Bases 51 to 665 code for a protein of 204 amino acids. The transcript is spliced from 6 exons.